Molecule: messenger RNA, 1707 nt
Organism: Fonsecaea multimorphosa CBS 102226
Lineage: Eukaryota; Fungi; Ascomycota; Eurotiomycetes; Chaetothyriales; Herpotrichiellaceae
Exons: 7
Coding region: 1-1707 (568 amino acids)
Molecular function (GO): NADP binding; N,N-dimethylaniline monooxygenase activity; flavin adenine dinucleotide binding
Source: RefSeq, a predicted model, not a curated record
AUGGCUUCGCAGUAUUCGCCCUACUGCGUCCCAUUGAACCCCAAUCACCUGCGCAAAAGUCGAAAAAUUCGAGUUGUGUGCAUCGGUGCAGGUUUCGCCGGAAUCACCCUUGGAUACAAGAUUGCACAUGAAAUGAAGCUUGAAGAUGGAUCCUUGAACAUCUUGACUAACAGCGGCCAGAGCCAUCCAGGAGGAACGUGGGCGGCAAACCACUACCCAGGGCUCAUGUGUGACGUUCCGAUCCAUGUUUACACUCUGCCCUUCAAUCCGAAACAUGACUGGAAGAACUUCCUAGCCACCGGGCCAGAGAUUCUCGAGUACAUCUUGGAAACAACCAAAAAGUUCGACUUGGAAAGACUCAUGAAAUUCAACACGCGGGUGGUUGACGCCGCCUUUGACGAAGCAAUUGGCAAAUGGAACCUGACGGUUGAAUCGGAAGGCGCGAUUUGGCAUGACCAAUGCGAUGUUCUAAUCGGCGCCUCUGGGACUCAAAGGCAAGCUAGUCACAUGCCCAAUAUCCCGGGGCUCAACGGUUUCAAAGGCAAACUCGUCCACACGGGAGAUUGGGAUGAUUCAUUGGAUUGGAAGGGCAAGAAAGUCGGUGUCAUCGGCAAUGGUUCAUCUGGGAUUCAGGUAUUCCGCGCAAUGCAACCGGAAGCCGCUUCUAUCACGCACUACAUUCGCAAACCUACCUGGAUUUCCAUGAGCUAUGCUCACCAGUUCACACCUGAAGGCAGGAACUUCGCAUACUCCUCAGAGCAGCUAGAGUCCUUCAAGACUCCUGAAAACCUGUUCAAGUACAGGAAAAUGAUCGAGAGCUUCAACAACGGUCUAUUCAUGCGAUUAGUCUUCAAUGAUACGAGCAAAGGGGCGAAACAGGCAUUCCGGGCCGAGCUAGAGCGGUGGAUGAGCGACCGCCUGCACGGAGACCCGGAGUUGGUCAACCGUCUGAAGCCUUCCUACCAACCUUGGUGCCGCCGGCUCACGCCCGAAGACAAAUACCUGGAAGCCCUACAGGCUCCCAAUGCAGAGUUGGUCGACUCAAGAAUAGAGGCUAUCACCGACAAUGGUAUCCGUAACUGCGACGGCUCAUUUCGUCCAUUCGACAUAAUCGUCCUCGCCACAGGAUUUGUCAACAAUCGCAUUCCACCCUGGACCAUGCAGGGUCGGGGUGGAAUUACCCUCGCAGAAAGAUGGAAGGAUAAUGUGGAUGGCUACAUCAGCGUAUGUGCUCCUGACAUGCCGAACUAUUUCAGCAUCGGAUGUGGACCCAAUUUCCCUAUUGCGAAUGGACCUGUCUUGUCUGCCAUGGGCUUCGUUUCCAAUUACAUUUUAAAAUGGGCACUCAAGAUCGCGUCAGAGGACAUCAAGUCCGUGUGUGUCAAGAAUGAACGCGUCGAGGCAUAUAAUAUCUACCUACAGGAAAUCCUCAGGCGCACGGCUUGGAACGAGGACUGUGACUCGUGGUACAAAAAGGGCAAAAUUGACGAAUACCGCACCGGCAUCACGGCCAUUUACCCUGGCAGCAUGAACCACUUCAGGGAGAUGCUGAGCGAGCUGCGUGGCGAGGACUUUGAUUUCGUCUACAACACCAACAACCCGUUCAAUUUCGUCGGAAAUGGUUUGACAAAGGUGGAUUUGGAUGAAAACGGGGAUCUGGCAUCAUAUUUGGCUGAUACGGUCAAGUUUGACCACUUUAUCCCAUGA